AAAACAGAGGGGGAGGGACCGUACAGAUGGAAGUCAUAUUUUAAAGCAGCAAUAUAUAUAUAUAUAUAUAUUAGACUGAAUUCCGUUUAGUCUACCGUAAGUACAGUCAGUCAGCCAGCCAGUAGAUCAGUAGAUGUCCACCCCUACAGAGCAUGCGGGUGGUAUGUCCCAGCCCCACCCGGGUCCCCAGGCAGGUGGUAUGUCCCAGCCCCACCCGGGUCCCUCUCCGUGCCCAGGCCGGUCCCCAGGACCAGGCCCCUCCCCUAGCUCCGGACCCCCCAGCGGACCCCCCAGCCUACAGGGGCAGGGGGCUGGGGACUACCUUCAGGACACCAUGCACCCCAUGCACCAGCCGAUGGAGGGCGUUGAUGAGAAGGGGAUGGGAGAUGAGACGAACUAUGGCCAGAUGAAGGGAGUUGGGAUGAGGGCGCUACACAGCGGAAUGGGCCCUUCACAGAGCCCUCUGGACCAGCACAGCAACCAAGGCUACUUGCCCCCACAGCCAUCCCCCCUGGGUGUCCCAGAGCACGCUUCCAGCCCCCUAUCCAGGGGCGGCCCUACGCCUCCCAUGCCCCCUCAGAUGUCCCCCGUCCCGUCGGGCUCCAUGAUCCCCCAGAUGGACCCCCAGUCAGCCAUGGGUCCCCAGGGGCCUCUUGGUCGUGGCUGCUCCUCCUUUAGCCCUGUCCAAUUACAGCAACUCCGGGCCCAGAUCCUGGCCUAUAAGAUCCUGGGGCGGGGCCAACCGCUUCCUGAAAACCUCCAGCUGGCGGUCCAGGGCAAGAGGAGUCUGCCCACCAUGCAGCAACAGCAGCAGCAGCAGCCGAGCACUGGCAGCCCCUACAGCAGGCCUCCUGGUAUGCCCAUGUCCUCUAUGUCUGGACCUCAGUCAGGCCCUGGGCCCACCAUCACUAUGCCAGGACAAAAUCAGACACACGGACCCAAACCCUGGCCUGAAGGUCAAGGUGGUGAUACUCCCAGCAACCCCCAGAAGCUUCUAGCUCCGCCACCCAGUGGUAGACCCUCACCUGCCCCACCCCAGGUCCCUCCCCCUGGACCCAUGUCCGGCCCCUCUAUUACCCAUCAGCCCCAGGGACAGCAGCCGUCGCCCGUCAUCACACUGCAACAGAAACAGAACCGCGUCACGCCGAUCCAGAAACCACAGGGCCUGGACCCCACAGAGAUACUGCAGGAGAGAGAGUACAGGCUGCAGGCCCGUAUCGCCCACCGGAUCCGGGAGCUGGAGAGUCUACCUGGAGCUCUGCCUCCGGACCUGAGGAGUAAAGCCACGGUGGAACUCAAGGCUCUGAGACUUCUCAACUUCCAGCGACAGCUGCGUCAGGAUGUGGUCCAGUGUAUGCGUAGAGACACCACCCUGGAGACAGCCCUGAACUCCAAGGCUUACAAGAGGAGCAAGCGCCAGACGCUGAGGGAGGCUCGCAUGACAGAGAAACUGGAGAAACAGCAGAAGAUGGAACAGGAGAGGAAACGCAGACAGAAACACCAGGAGUAUCUGAACAGCAUCCUGCAGCAUGCCAAGGACUUCAAGGACUACCACCGCUCUAUCACUGCCAAGAUGCAGAAGCAGAACAAGGCCAUCACCACCUGGCACACGAACACAGAGAGAGAACAGAAGAAAGAGACAGAGAGGAUCGAGAAGGAGAGGAUGAGUAGACUUAUGGCGGAGGAUGAGGAGGGCUACAGGAAGCUGAUCGACCAGAAGAAGGACAAGCGUCUGGCGUAUCUGCUGCAGCAGACUGACGAGUACGUAGCUAACCUCACUGACCUCGUCUACGAACACAAGGCUGCACAGGCCGCCAACAUGAAGAAGAAGAAGAAGAAGAAGCAGAAGAAGAAGAAGAAUAUUGAUGAGAGCGGGGAAGGGAUGAGUGGCAUCGGGCCUGACGGGGAGCCCGUGGAUGAUGUCUGUAGUAAUAGUGUGUUGUCCCUCCAGCCCAUGGAUGAU
This is a messenger RNA of Salvelinus namaycush (lake trout), 1963 nucleotides long. Its product is annotated as probable global transcription activator SNF2L2. The annotation marks the transcript as partial. Lineage: Eukaryota; Metazoa; Chordata; Actinopteri; Salmoniformes; Salmonidae. Gene Ontology annotation, biological process: positive regulation of transcription by RNA polymerase II. Gene Ontology annotation, molecular function: ATP binding; DNA binding; ATP-dependent activity, acting on DNA. The record is from RefSeq and is a predicted model, not a curated record. The transcript is spliced from 12 exons. Gene Ontology annotation, cellular component: nucleus.